Molecule: messenger RNA, 1315 nt
Organism: Zootermopsis nevadensis
Lineage: Eukaryota; Metazoa; Arthropoda; Insecta; Blattodea; Termopsidae
Product: SIN3-HDAC complex-associated factor
Biological process (GO): negative regulation of cell migration
Cellular component (GO): Sin3-type complex
Source: RefSeq, a predicted model, not a curated record
UAUGUGGACCGUAAUUUAUAAUUCUUUACAAUAGUUUGUUUUUUGAUCGUUAUUGUGGUUCAGUUCGUGAAGCCUGCGCAGCAGAUUUGCGCAGUUAAACUCUUGAAUAUAUCCGUCAUCUGUGGUGGUAAGGUGAUAGACCGAAGCAAGAUAAGAGCUAUUGAGAUGUUCAGCUUUCAUAAGCCAAAAGUGUACCGUUCGUCGACGGGCUGUUGCAUAUGCAGGGCGAAGUCUAGUAGCUCAAGGUUUACAGAUAGCAAGAAAUAUGAAGAUGACUUCAUGAACUGUUUUCAGCUCCAUGAGCGUCGCUCUGGAGAAAUAUGUAAUGCAUGUGUGUUGUUGGUAAAGAGGUGGAAGAAGCUGCCUGCAGGCAGUGAACGUAAUUGGCGCCAUGUUGUAGAUGCACGUGCUGGUCCAGGGACCAAAUCUCUAACUAAAUUCAAGUCCAAGAACAAAAAGAAGUUGAAACUAAAACCUGACAGUAUACAAAAGGUUGAGAAAUUCAUGAAAAAGAAGCACAUAUAUAUGAAGAAUGAUCGAUUAGGUCGUGAAGAGAGUCCAGGAGCUCUGAGUGAUGACAUCACAGGUGAAGACUUCAUGUCUGAUAUGAGUGCAAUGUGCAUACCGUCCAGUCUGGCUUCCAGUCCCACACCUAGUGAUGAUGCAACUGCCGUAUGUUCAGUUAAACAACGCAAUAAAUCAGUAUCCCCACAUCGGUCUGAGAAGGGCGGCAAACGGCGACUUUCACCACCAGCCAUUAGUAGUUUCCUAGAUAUGUCCUUCUGGAAAAGGGAAAAAGUUUGUUGCGGCACGAUCUUCAAAGGACCUUAUGGUGCUAUAGUAAUAGAUCCUCGAUUUCUGAAGCCUUGUCAUGGAUGCAAGACUAAUCAGCAAGAAAAGACAGCACUUGCAGUUGCUGGUAUGGGCCAUAGUAAUGGUGACAAUACUCCAGAGGAUAGCAGCAGUGGUAUUAAAGAUAGCAAACUAGCUAAAACAUACAGUGAUUCAUCCUCAGACUCUGGUUAUGAUGAGUCUUCAAAUCAGGGUGUAGCUGAGGGUAGUCAUCAAAGGUCCAAUGCUACAGGCAGGAGUGCAGGGCGAGAAGAACCUGCUACAGUAUCCAAUCCUCUGGCAGAGUUUGCAAUGCAUGCAGCAAAUCGGUGCCAACAAGAAGUUGGAGAAAAACCUAAUUAACGAAAAUUUGCAUGUAGAAUCUUCUUAAUUUAUUACCUUAUUAAUGAUUUUGUAAUCAUAAGAACUGUUCCAGAUGCCAAUCAAUCAGUGUUGGGUCCAAAAUAAAGGCAUGUUUUUCUUU